Molecule: messenger RNA, 738 nt
Organism: Aaosphaeria arxii CBS 175.79
Lineage: Eukaryota; Fungi; Ascomycota; Dothideomycetes; Pleosporales
Exons: 1
Coding region: 1-738 (245 amino acids)
Source: RefSeq, a predicted model, not a curated record
AUGAUCACUAUGGAACCGGACUACUUCAGAUGCACCCUAGAGGAAGUGAGUAGCCUCAUUGAGGAGCUGGAAGGAGAAUGGAACUCCCAUCUCCGGGAACGCCGAACAAAUAUCGAAAAACAGGAAGCGCUGGGUCAAGAGUUGACAGAGUAUUACGCGAAUUGUCAAGAUCUCGAAAAUGAAAUACAAUGGCUUCAUGAGGUGAAGCGGAGACGCUCCCAGCAAGCCGAACAUUGCGAGCGAGAGAAGCGCCAACACAUCCAGGAAAACUGGAGUCAUGCAGAUAAGAUGGUCAAGUUAGAGGAUGAUAUAAAGUUUUUGCAUGCGUACCGGAGGACACUCUUCGGUGGAGAAUCAUUCUCUCUAGUGCUUGAUGAGGAAACCGCCUAUGAAGAAUGGACUCGAAGGGCGAACCCAAAGGAAAGAAAUAGGGUAUCGAUGGAGGAGCUCGCCAAUUCCAUGCGGGCGCUUCGUGAAUCGAGUCGCAAAAAUGGCACGUCUGCGGGAAAUAAUGAGGAAGUACCGGGAGGUGAUGACGAAACUACCAGUCCGGAUGUCCCAGCACAGGACGACAACCUUCUCAAGGCCGAAGGACGAUCUAUAGUGCACGGAGUGAACGAGGGACAUCUCGUGGACCGCAAAGCAUACGCGCAGAUCCAUCCGGCACUGCAAUUACCAAGUCCAGAUGCGGCUGCCUCACUCGAGGAAAAACUUCACCAUUCGCCCUUCUUCCAUUGA